Messenger RNA from Capsicum annuum, 783 nucleotides. RefSeq names its product UPF0664 stress-induced protein C29B12.11c. Gene Ontology annotation, cellular component: nucleus. NCBI's taxonomy places the organism in Eukaryota, Viridiplantae, Streptophyta, Magnoliopsida, Solanales, Solanaceae. The record is from RefSeq and is a predicted model, not a curated record. Gene Ontology annotation, molecular function: transcription coactivator activity; chromatin DNA binding. Gene Ontology annotation, biological process: positive regulation of DNA-templated transcription.
UUUAGGAGAAGUACAAGCAAAAGGAACCAUCUACUUAUCGAACAUCCGGAUGGUCUUUGUUGCAAAGAACCCUAAGGACAACUUCAUUGCUUUCGACAUUCCUUUGCUUUUUGUUCAUGGUGAAAGACUAAAUCAACCAAUAUUCUUCUGCAAAAACAUUUCAGGAUAUGUAAAUCCAGUUGCACCAGAUAAUGAAAACAGUGGCAUUCCUCAUUCAUUUAAAAUUUUGUUCAAGGAAUGUGAUUGUGAGAGUUUCAUCUCAUUAUUUUUCGAUUUGAUUGGAAAAGUGAGAAGGCGCUAUCGUAGGUCAAGGGAAAAACAUCGCGUAGAUCCUCUUCACGAACCAACAAAAAUACCAGUCGAUGAGAUGACGCGAUAUGCAUAUGUUGACCCCAAUGAUCCUACAAGUAUCUUCUUGCAGCAGACUACUCCAGAGUCUCAACUCAGGUGUCGUCGCACAUGCCAGUCACAGCCUUCAUCAGGUUAACCGGAUAAUGCAAUUUGUGCGCGAGAUGCAUCUUUUUUGUGUGCGUUCAGACCUCUCCAUACGGUGAAGAGUAGCGAGUUUGUUUUGUAUAUGAUGCAGGAGCGGAGCUAGGGAGUGCAAAGGGGCUCGGCCAGACCCCCUUUGCCGGAAAACUAGUAGAUGUUGGAUCCCUUUUGCUUCUUCACGUGAUUACUUCUUUAUAUUUGGAAUCUCCUUAGGUUCUUUGUAUGUUUUCGUUGUAUAAAAAUUUUGGCUCCGCCAUUGAUAUGAUGUAUACUAUAGCUUCAUGACUCUUA